Molecule: messenger RNA, 1313 nt
Organism: Linum tenue
Lineage: Eukaryota; Viridiplantae; Streptophyta; Magnoliopsida; Malpighiales; Linaceae
Source: the annotation of a GenBank genome assembly
GCAUGCUUUCUGUUCCUUAAGGGUUUGGUAUUACUUUGCACGAGCUAUAGAUAGAUAGCUUGGCUUUGGUGGGCCUAUAUAUAGAAGCCGGCAGAGGGCAAGUUAAUGGGCACCAAGAUCUUCGCCGCAACGUUCAAGUCCUUAAUAUCUGCCAUCUCCUACUGUUACUUCCACUUUCGAGAAGAUCACGGUGGUCUUCACUCUGCCGUCCCCAUCAUCAAAUCCUCCUCCAACAACAGCAACAGCCGACGAACCAAAAACAACAACAUGCCUAACAAGUCCCGCCCACUUUCUCUCCAGACUGUUGAGCUGAAAGUCAGGAUGUGCUGCAGUGGUUGCGAAAGGGUCGUAAAGAACGCCAUCUACAAGCUUAGAGGUGUGGAUUCGGUGGAGGUGGAGCUAGCGAUGGAAAAGGUGACGGUGGUGGGGUACGUGGAAAGGAACAAGGUGCUCAAAGCCGUGCGGAGGUCCGGCAAGAGGGCGGAGUUUUGGCCUUACCCGAAUCCGCCGCUCUACUUCACCACCAGUAACAAUUAUUUCAAGGACACCACCGCCGACUUCAAGGAGAGCUACAACUACUACCGCCACGGCUACAACCUUGCCGACCGCCACGAGAGCGGAAGAGAGAGGAGAAGAACAGUGACAGAGAGGGAGAAAGAGGGAUCAAUUGAAGAUGGAUUUCUCAUCGAUGGCAGGGCAGCAGGGAUCAAAUCCGAAAAUCUCGACGGAGGAAUUUAUGGAUCAGUUCAAGUCUCAACUCGCCCAGGCGUAUGCCCAGGAGUUCCUCGAGACGCUGGGAGGGAAGUGCUUCGACAAGUGCGUGACGAAGCCAGGAUCAAGCCUGAGUGGGAGCGAAAGCAGCUGCGUCUCAAGGUGUGUGGACCGCUACAUUGAAGCCACCGGCAUCGUCAGCAGAGCUCUCUUCAAAGCUAACCAAUGAAGAAAGCCUUGUGUUUCCUGGAUUCACAACUCAAAAUCACAUCUCCUCGCCCUCCCAUUGUUCCUCUUUUUGUGCCUUUUUGGUGGAUUAUACCUGAGGAUUUGAAGAAACGAGUUCUGUCAUGUGAACCCUUGAGGCCAUUCCUCUUAACAUAAUACUCUGGUCUCGCUGUUUGGCAAUGUGCAUGUAUGAGUUAAAGUCCAUACAAUUUGCGUUUGCAGCUUCAUUUAUCGUAGAGCGGGAAGGAUGGCAUUGUUCACAUAUUGAAUGUGGCAGAGACCGUGCUAACAUGGCUAUGGCAGAAAAGGUAGUAUCUUAACAAAAAUGGCAUUGUUCCCUACUUCUGUCACACACCUGUAGGCCUCAGGCGGAU